This is a messenger RNA of Penicillium alfredii, 681 nucleotides long. RefSeq lists its product as uncharacterized. The transcript has a single exon. Lineage: Eukaryota; Fungi; Ascomycota; Eurotiomycetes; Eurotiales; Aspergillaceae. The record is from RefSeq and is a predicted model, not a curated record. The coding region runs from base 1 to 681 and encodes 226 amino acids.
AUGUCUCUCAACCAGUCAAUCGACGACUGGGGCGUCGACCUAAUCGACAACGACGUGUGGUUCCCCAACAAGCCGUACGACAACGAGUGGUACUCGGAUCGACCACGGAGUCUGGUGCAGGUUCUGCACAAAGGCGAAUUCGUCGACAAGCCCGACUCACACACUGCGGACGAGUUUGCCGACAAGAUGAAGUCGCACUUCCGGGCCGGAGCGCUGUCAUACAUCUGGGGCAAGGAGAACGUGUUUAUUAUCAAGCUCAAAUCCGAAGUCAAGGGCACCAAGCCCUGUGAUAUCGAUUGGGACACGUGGGACACCGAGGCCAUCUGCAUGGAUGGCGUCGCCUACGUCUUUCACAAAGUCAAGUCCGGCCACGACGCGCUCAAGGAAGACGCGCGCAAGCUCGACAAGCCUUACGGCUACGAUAAGGUGGAGAGUGACUACGGACUCGACUACAAGAAAUUAAUCCGCGCCGCCGAGGAGUCGCAGAAGGGCGGUUACUUCAAGAAAUGGACCAGCGAGGAGGCCCUGGGUAGCUUUGACGACCCGGACGACACAAAGACCUUUAACAUCCCCGUCUGUGAUCUCGACGAUAACUGGACUGCGCAAAGUUCCAAGGGUUUCGAUUAUAAGUUCAUUUCGGUGAGUUUUGUCUCUUUUUCUCUCUUUGCUGUGGCCAUUUAG